AUUUGUGGACCCCACGUCAUGCAUGAGUGAACAUGUUUGGUGAUUGAACGUGUAUAUUUUUAAAUCAAAAUUACUGAUAUUUGUAUUAAUUUAAAUUAUGGCGGAUCCAUACAAUAAUGGAAUAAACCAUGAAGAUGGGAAAAUACCAUUUGAAUCGGCCCUCGAUAAAGCAGGAUUCGGCCUUUUUACUUUCCUGUACUCCACGUUGAUCGGGUUCAUCAUCAUAACGUUUGUGUUCAUCUCGUACGGCAGCACCAUCAUCGUGCCGACGAGCGCGUGCGAGCUGGAGACCACCACCACCCAGCAGGGGAUGCUCGCUGCCGCUCCUGUUAUUGGACUUUUAUUGGGGGCAGUUCUAUGGGGAUACCUGGGUGACACUCGUGGGAGGCGGCGAAUGCUGCUGGUGUCACUGCUGGCAGCUGGCACUAUCAAUAGUUUAGCUAGCCUCUCCGUCAACUGGAUCAUGUUACUGGUGCUACAAUUUAUCGCUUCCAUAUUUGCAUCUGGUCUAUACUCCUUAUCGAUGACACUACUGAGUGAGUGUGUUCCCAUGGGCAAGCGGAAUAUCGUCCUUCUCUUGGUGACCAGCAUCUUCUUGUUGUCACAAGGAUUAAUGGCUGUGUUGGCUAUACCUAUUAUACCACUAAGUUUCUCCACUUAUCUUCCUGCUCUGGAUAUAUUCUGGAACUCCUGGAGAACAUUGAUGGUGGUGUACUCCAUACCAAGCUUUAUAACUGCUCUUUGCCUAUUCUUCUUGCCGGAGAGUCCUAAAUUUGUAUUAUCUCAAGGUAACGAAGAACAGGCCUUGGAGAUUUUAAGAACAAUACACAGAAUCAACAAUAGGAGCUCUAAAGAAGAAUACCAGGUGAAAGGUCUCAUAAGAGAAGUGGAAAAGCAAGACAAACCAUCGAUGAAGGAGCAAAUAGUGCCGCUGUUCAGAGCGCCGCUGCUCAAGUUCACCAUUAUUAUGACCACACUCUUGGUAUUCCAGCAGUAAGUGCAGCGUUUACUUAUCAUUGUAGGGCAGGCGAUCCGGUUUUGGCGAGUUCAAGAGUUGCUAUAAAGUUAACUUUAACACAUCACAUCUGUUAAC
Molecule: messenger RNA, 1093 nt
Organism: Diatraea saccharalis (sugarcane borer)
Lineage: Eukaryota; Metazoa; Arthropoda; Insecta; Lepidoptera; Crambidae
Source: the annotation of a GenBank genome assembly